Myotis brandtii (Brandt's bat) is the source of this 3342-nucleotide messenger RNA. Its product is annotated as leukocyte immunoglobulin-like receptor subfamily B member 3. Lineage: Eukaryota; Metazoa; Chordata; Mammalia; Chiroptera; Vespertilionidae. The record is from RefSeq and is a predicted model, not a curated record. The transcript has 12 exons. Bases 65 to 2731 code for a protein of 888 amino acids.
GGAGAAAGAGGGAAGCUCAGCACCAUGGAAAACACAGGAGCCACUGGAGCCUGGUGACAAGGUGAUGUUGUCCAUCACCCGCAUGACAGAGGGUGAUGCUGGUAGAUAUCGCUGUCAGUAUCGCAGCCCUGCUGGCUGGUCAGAGCGCAGUGACCCCCUGGAGCUGGUGGUGACAGGAGUCUACAGACAACCCAGCCUCUCAGCCGUGCCCAGCCCUGUCGUGACCUCAGGAGGGAACGUGACCCUCCAAUGUGGCUCAGGGCAGGGAUUUGGCAGGUUCAUUCUGACUAAGGAAGGAGAUCACAGGCUCUCCUGGACCCUUGACUCACAGCGACAGCCCAGUGGGCAGUUCCAGGCCCUGUUCCCUGUGGGCCCUGUGACCCCCACCCACAGGUGGAUGUUCAGAUGCUAUGGCUGUUCCAGGAACAGCCCCCAGGUGUGGUCACACCCCAGUGAUGCCCUGGAGAUCCUGGUUUCAGGUGAGUCUGGGAAGCCCUCCCUCCUGAGCCAGCAGGGCCCCAUCAUGGCUUCUGGACAGAGCCUGGCCCUCCAGUGUCGCUCUGAUGUCGGCUAUGAGAGAUUCGCUCUGUCCAAGGAGGGGGGACGGGACCUUCCCCAGAGCCUUGUCCUGCAGCCCCAGGCUGGGCUCUCUCAGGCCCACUUUCUCCUGGACACUGUGAGCAGCUCCCACGGGGGCCGGUACAGAUGCUACGGUGGAUACACCCUCUCCUCUGAGUGGUCGGCCCCCAGUGACCCCCUGGACAUCCUGGUGGCAGGAUGGCUGUAUGACAGACCCUCCCUCUCGGUGCAGCCAGGCCCCAGGGUGGCCUCAGGAGAGAACGUGACCCUGCUGUGUCAGUCACGGAGCCCGAGGGACACUUUCCAUCUGUCCAAGGAGGGGGCAGCGGAUCCCCCCCUGCAUCUGAGAUCAGAGCACCGAGCUCAGCAGUUCCAGGCAGAGUUCUCCAUGAGUCCUGUGACCCCAGCCCACGGGGGCACCUAUAGGUGCUACAGCUCAAACAGCUCCUCCCCCUUCCUGCUGUCACUCCCCAGUGAGCCCCUGGAGCUCCUGGUCUCAGGAGUCGUCCCCAAACCCUCCAUCUGGGCUGACCCAGGCCCCAUCGUCACCAACGGGGGCUCUGUGACCAUCUGGUGUCAGGGGUCUCUGCAGGCUAGUGCCUACGUUCUGUAUAAAGACAGGGGCUCUGAGCCUGGGGAUACGAGGAUCCCACAGGACUCCAGCAACAAGGCCAGUUUUCUCAUUGGAGCCACGACCUCACACCACGCAGGGCUGUACCAGUGUGCAUAUUACAGCACUGGGGACAUACUCUCAGAGCAGAGUGACCCCCUGCUCCUGGUGGUGACAGGAGUGGGCGACGCACCCUCCCUCUCAGCCCAGCCAAGCCCUGUGGUGGCCUCAGGAGGGAACGUGUCCCUCUCCUGUAGCUCACGGUCCACAUCGGGCCCUUUCCAUCUGCUGAAGGAGGGAGGGGCUGACCCGCCCCGACACAUGGAAGCAGAACCCAGGAUGCAUGCUGGGAGGAGGCAGGCCAUCUUCACUCUGGGCCCCGUGAGCACCUCCCAUGGGGGGACCUACAGAUGCUAUGGUUCUUCAAGCGACUACCCCAAUGUGUGGUCACAGCCCAGUGCCCCUCUGCACAUCGAGGUCACAGGUGUGUACAGGGAGCCCGCCCUCUCGGCCCAGCCAGGCUCGCUGGUGCUGCCUGGACACAGCCUGACCCUCCAGUGCCACGCGGAGGCCGGCUUUGACACAUUCGCUCUGACCAAGGACGAGGGCCUCACACACCCCCAGCGCCUCCAUGGGCAGCACAGCCCCGACUUCCCCCUGGGCCCCGUGAACCGCACCCACGGGGGCUGGUACCGAUGCUACAGUGGACACAACCUCUCCUCUGUGUGGUCAGCCCCCAGCGCCCCCCUGGACAUCCUGGUGGCAGGAAUGUACACAAAACCCUCCCUCUCAGCCCAGCCGGGACCCUCAGUGCCCAGGGGAGCGACCGUGACCCUGCAGUGUGGGUCUGAGAUCUGGUUUGACACCUUCCACCUGCACAGGGAGGGCUCAGUGGACCCUCCCCUGCACCUUCGUCUUCAGGACAUGUCUGCACCCUCUCAGGCCACCUUCACCCUCAGUCCUGUGACCUCAGGCCACCAGGGGACCUACAGGUGCUAUGGCUCAAACAGCACCUCCCCCUACCUGCUGUCACAGCCCAGUGACCCCCUGGAGCUGGUGGUCUCAGAUCUCGAAUGGAACAUGAUCAUCUGGAUCGGUGUCUCGGUGGCCCUCGUCCUGCUGCUCUCCCUCCUUCUCUUCCUCUUCCUCCGCUUCCGGCGUCAGAGCAAAGGCAGUCCAUCAGAUGCUUCUGUGAAGGACCCACAGCCUGGGAAGAGCGUGGAGCUGGACCCUCGGAACAGGCAGGAUGAAGACCCCCAGGGAGUGACGUACGCCCAGGUGAAACACUCAAGACCAAGACCCAGACAGGGAAUGGCCAUCUCUCCUUCCUCCCUGUCAGAGGAAUUGCUGGACACAAAGGGCAGACAAGUGGAAGAGGACAGACAGAUGGACAGUCAGGCUGCACCUGAUGCCCCCCAGGAUGUGACCUACGCCCAGCUGAACCUCUUGGCCCUUAGACGGCAGACAAGUCCCCCCCCAACCUCCCCAUCAGAGGAUCCCCGAGAAGAGCCCAGCUUGUACGCUACUCUAGCCACCCACUAGCCCAGGAAGGACCCAGACCCCACGCUCCAGGGAGGGGACCUGCAGGGACCCCAGAAGGCAUGGGUACUUCCCGCAUGGACUCAGCUAGUGACCCCAGCCAGUCUGGAGACCAGACAAGCUCCCCCAGCAACUCCUGGGACCCUCUGGGAGUCACCCAGUUCUGUAAGCAAUAUGCCUACAUUUUGGAAUCAAAGCAAGACUUCUCAAUAAUCAAUGUGUGAAUUUAGAACAAAACAGAAGUGAAAGAAUGCUUUAAAUGAAUGACAAUGUAAAUAUCAUACAUCAAACCUAUGAAGUGGAACAUAGAAACAAUCUAAGUGUCCUUGAACCGAUAAUUGGAUAAAGAUGUGGUAACUAUACAAACAGAAUAUUUCUCAGCCAUAAAACAUGAAAUACUGCCAUUACCACAACAUGGAUGGAUCUGCAGAGUAUCACGCUAAGUGAAGAAAGUCAGAAAGAAAAGUACAAGAGCCGUAUAAUUUCACUCAUGUGUGUGAAAUAUGAACCUGAAGUAUCAUGUAUGUUAAAUACAUUGAAUCUCUAAUUAAAACUUUCCUGCAGCCCUAGCCGGUUUGGCUCAGUGGAUACAGCAUUGGCCUGUGGACUUGAGU